This is a messenger RNA of Nelumbo nucifera (sacred lotus), 6613 nucleotides long. It is a transcript of the gene UBA2A, whose product is annotated as UBP1-associated protein 2A. Gene Ontology annotation, molecular function: RNA binding. Lineage: Eukaryota; Viridiplantae; Streptophyta; Magnoliopsida; Proteales; Nelumbonaceae. The record is from RefSeq and is a predicted model, not a curated record.
UUUAAAAUAACAUGCAUAUAACUCCACCGACCGGGACGGUUCCAAACCCUAGCCAGAAAAUCCCUCUCUUUGCAUCUAAUCCUCUCCAUAGCAUCAUUACCUUCUGUCUGUUCUCCUAGCCUUCCCGCUAUGGCGAAGAAGCGAAAGCUGGAGCCCAAAAUUGAAGCAGAACCAGCCAACACGGUGGAAGAGCAGGAACAACAGCAGCAAGAAGAACAGUUGGAAGAGCAGGCUCCCUUCGAAGUAGAUGAUGAAGAAGUAGAGCAAAUAGACACCGAAGAUCCCGAAGACGGAGAAGAAGAUGAAGAGGAGGAAACGGAAAACAACGACAAUGCCCCCGAAACAUCCAACGCCAACGCAUCUCCAAUUGCAAGUGCUGCAGGGGAGGCGGCUCCGGCACCGUCGUCGGCACACGCCGAUGGAGAUGGUACCGACGAAGGUGAUGAUGAUACCGAAGAGCCAGUCCAGAAGCUCCUAGAACCUUUCACGAAAGAUCAGCUCAUCGAUCUCCUUAGGGAGGCUGCCGAUCAGCAUUCCGACAUCAUGGACCGCAUUCGCAAGGUCGCCGAUGUGGACCCUGUUCAUCGCAAGAUUUUUGUCCAUGGCUUGGGCUGGGACACCAAUGCUGAAAUUCUUAUUAAUGUUUUCAAGAAAUAUGGAGAGAUCGAGGACUGCAACGCUGUAAUUGACAAGAUCACUGGAAAAUCCAAGGGUUACGGUUUCAUCCUCUUCAAGCACCGCAGUGGAGCCCGCAAGGCACUCAAGCAGCCGCAGAAGCGGAUUGGCAAUCGGAUGACUGCCUGCCAACUGGCUUCGGCUGGGCCGGUUCCACCAGCGACACAGGCGGCACCGCCUGCACCGCCGGUAUCGGAGUAUACACAGCGGAAGAUUUAUGUAAGCAACGUAUCUGCCGAUAUUGACCCUCAGAGGUUGCUCAAUUUCUUUUCUAAGUAUGGGGAGAUUGAGGAGGGUCCGUUAGGGUUAGACAAGCAGACUGGGAAGCCAAAGGGAUUCGCACUUUUCGUUUACAAGUCAAUUGAUAGCGCAAAGAAGGCACUGGAGGAACCUCACAAAAAUUAUGAGGGGCAUAUCUUGCAUUGUCAGAAGGCAAUAGACGGUCCGAAGCCGAAUAAGCCAUAUUACCAUCACCAUAAUCCACACCAUUCAUCUAGUACGAUGCAUGGUUCACAUUUCCAAAGGAAUGAAAACCCUAAUUUUAUGGGUUCUAUGGGGAACCAUGCUGCCGCAGCUGGGCCCGGGCACAUGAUGGCACCGUCCGCAGCUGGGGUAUCAUUCAACCAGGGAGCUCCACAGACAUUAAACCCUGCUCUCGGUCAGGCGAUAGCAUUGCUUGCAACACAGGGUGCUGGAUUAGGACUUACUAACCUGCUUGGCACUCUUGGGUCGACUGGCAUGGGGGCCCAAGUCAACCAGACUGUGCCACCAAUGGUGAACAACGCAGGCCACGGUAUGCAGGGUGGGUAUGGGAGCCAAGCUGUGGGGAGUAACAUCAGUCCAGGCGUGAUGGCUGGUUAUGGUAACCAGCCUGGCAUGCAGGGCGGAUACCCGAACCCGCAAAUGGGACAGCCGAAUGCUGGGAGGUCGCAGCAGGGUGUUGGUCAUAUGGGUGGAGUUGCACCAUACAUGGGUCAUUAGGUUGUUUCAUGAAGCAGUGCAAGCAGCUUCCUUAACUACCAUAACUGCACUCUUUUGUUUUCUUUUUCCCCUCUAGGAUGUACAAUGAAAGCAUAACUUUUGAUUGAUACAACAAGAUGGGAUUUUCUUCAAGAAAAAAAAAAUUAGUUCAGUGUUGUUGAUCUUUCCUUUAGAUUUUGACUAGAAAAAACUAGAUCAAUGUGGAUCUAUAUAGAUUGUUUUUAACCGCUCAGUCAUCUGGAACAGUUGCUGGUUUGUCAAAAAGUCUAAAAUGCUCCUAUUUUAUUAUUUGAUGACUUUUCCCAGAAACAGCCUAUUUGGUUAGUACAUAUUUGUUCUAUUUCGGGAAUUUAAAUUUUAAACCUGGGUAAAUGAUUUGCAGUGAAAUUUCCAUGGCUUAGAAUGUUUUUCUCUGAAAUUGUUGUUUGAUAAAAAAUAAGAAAAAGAAAAAAAUUCCAGAUUUGAUCUUCCAUUUGUUCUUUUGCUUGAGAUGGAGCAAAUCUCACUUUGAACUGGAUUUUUAUAUUUUGGAGUCAGUUCAGCCACAUAAGGAAUCCCUGCUAGCGCCAGAUUCAUGUUGGUCAUUAAAUUUAAUUGGUGUUUUGUUGGUUGGCUAAUACAUGAAGUUGACAAAGGUAUUAUUCCCAUCCUUUUCUCUUAACUUUUUUUGCUAAUGAUGGUCCUUAAAUAUGCUUCCAUAACCGUCUUUGUGAGUUACCAUGUGUUGUUAAUGAUGUCCGUUUUUGCCUAACAUUCUCUGGAAUAUUGUUUUUAUCAGUUGUUGACGUCCUUGGUCCUUGGCCAAUUUUCUUUUCAAGUCUACUCUUAAUUUACCCGUUUGUGAGGGUUGUGCUACAAAGUGAAGAAAUCUUCCAAGUUAUUGCUAGGAUUUGCUUGCAGCACUAUCUUCAUCAAAUGGUUAAGUAGGCAACUUCUGGUAUGGAAGGUAAUAAAGUGAACCAGUAAUUCGUUUGGAUGCUUUAAUUGAUACUGCUUUGAAGCUGUUGUCCUUGGAUAGAUAAACGGGACUUUGAGACGAGAGAAGUGGGACUUGGAAAAGUGCCAUUUCAAGUACAUAUAUCUUUCAAAUUCUUUAGUCAGCUAGAAUAAAGUUCUUUGGCAGCUAGGAUGUGUUAUGCAAGGUAAUGUUUUGGUUGACUUAUCAGUCCCACCUGAGCAAAAUAAGUGCCAUAUACAUAUUAUAGUACAUUCAAAUGGUUUUGGAGAAACUACUAUUAAAGAAAUAGUAGGCCUAAGGUGUGAAAUUGAAUGGUUAAUUGUGAUAGUGAUGGGAAUCUAAUCUCUUUGAUCAUAUGGGCCCAUCCUGAUCUAUAAUUUGUUUGGCCUGUAAGAGAAUUACUUUGAAGGGACAAUGGCCUGAGAUAUCAAAAGAAAAGUCAGUUUUGGUGGAGAGAGAUAUUGAUAUUCCUUCAAUCUUUUGCCUGGUCAUUGAUAAAAAAUGAGUUUUCAAAGUUAUUGAAACCAACAUAUUUUCACCCCAAAAUUGUGAUGGUGAAGACAAUUAGAAAAGUCAGUUUUGGUGGAGAGAGAUAUUGAUAUUCCUUCAAUCUUUUGCCUGGUCAUUGAUAAAAAAUGAGUUUUCAAAGUUAUUGAAACCAACAUAUUUUCACCCCAAAAUUGUGAUGGUGAAGACAAUUAGUUGCUUUUCCAUUAAUUUGGCUUCUAAAUUUAGGCAUGUAUUGCAUUUUCUUCUUGGAAACGGUUCACAGACAAGCUUGACCUUAAUAGAGAUUUGGACAAUGUAGAUUUGCUAGGAUUUAUCAAUUUGAACAGUUAAAUAACCCUGACGGGAAAAGAGAACUUUUUUAUGCUGAAGGUAUAUGAUGAGAAUUGCUAGUCAUUGGGAUUUCAAUUUGGUUAUGUACCAAAUGAAUAAUUUUCUAGUAUGGUUAUGUUUUCUGAGUCGAAGUUCUUUUGCUCUCAUUGGACUCUUAACUAGUAAGCUGGCCAUGAUAUAGCUUCAGUGAUUUAGUGGCUAGGACUUAAGAGUCAGCCUUUUCAAAUUUUCUCGAGGAAUAUAUAUGCUGAACUUCUUUCGAAAUAAUAAUCUUAGAUUGCUUCCCUUUUAAUUAUGAUGUUAUGAAUUGAUCUACACUAGGAAAAAGAAAUUGAAACUGCAUUGAUGGAGCAAUUUACUGUUGAAAAUUAAGCUGAUGAAAUUUGUCUGUUGAGAGGACUGCGGAGGCUGUGCUGCUUGGAAAUUUGGUUUGAUGAUGCCAUGUUGGUUUUGUCGGGGUGUAUGCUUUUUGUUAAACAGCUCGGUGGAGUGAGGGUUGGCUGUUUGUUCCUUUUUAAGAGAGUUUGGCGGGAUGUAUGUUUUGGUAGCUCUGCUUGUUAAUUUGUUCAUGAAUCUAAAUUGAUAUUUUGUUGUCUUGGUCUAUCCAUUGGACCCUCUGUUAGGGUAUGUUGCUAGGGUAAGAAUGUUAAUAGAACAUUUAAUUUUGAUUACUUGGAUUGGGGUGAUAAUUGUUCUGUGGUAAUAGUCAGCCUUCACCAUUUAGUAUAUGUUCGUUUUUUUUUUUUGUCGUAAAUAUUUAACCAUUUGAUUUGAGCUAUGAAUACCGUCCAAACAUUUGAUUUGAGCUUUGAAUACCGUCUAAACAUUUGAUUCAACUGUGCCUUUUUUAUAAGAUUUUGAACUGAUUGUGGGUCCGGACAAACGGAAUCUAGGGUCCUUGGACUUGUUUUGGGCCUUAUAGACGUAGGCCCUCUGCACUCGGUCCCAAUCUUUUGUCGGUGAGAUAUUUUCCCCAGAUUCAUCCCUCUUAACCAAGAGAGACCGAACUUUAUGCUGUUUUUGUUACUAAUUGAGUUUAUUUGAAGGACUGUUUUGAAAAUGUAAUUCCUUCUGUCGAUUUUCUAUUAAUCCAUGUGAUAUGUUGUAAUGAUGAUAAUAUUCUCCCCCCAUUCUCUCCCCUAAAUGUCUGUAUUUGGAGACUUCUCCGUAUGUAUGAAUUGAAGAACCUGCCUAUUGGUGGGUCUUAAAUGGUUUAAUGUAGGAUAUCUGUAGGAAAUCUUUGUAUUUUCUAUGCGUGGGUCGUGGGAGGCAGUACAUUGGUCUGUAACUUCAAUCAGUGGAUGGGAUGUGCUUAUUCGAAUUUAUUAUAAAUUCUAGUUUAAUUGCUGCAUUUGGCAUUCCUUAUUUUUUUAGGACUUUAUCACCUAUUUGCAUUAAAAAACCCAGUGUGGGUAUUUUAACAACCAAAAAGUCUUUGAAAUAAGGAAUGCCAAAUGCUACCUUAAAACACCUAUUCACUCUUUCUUUUUUAUACAAAGGGAAAAUCACGAAUCACCUACUCGCUUUACUAACAAUGUCUUUUCGAUACCUCCUAGAGACUUGUCCGAACGCUUUGUCUUGAACGUAUCUUCUGCGUCCGUGGCUUCACACGAUCCCCAAUGAAACAUGGAUGCAUCAGCUUUCGAAAUAAAAAUUCAGUUAUGGUGGUGAUAUUUUGAAUUUAUUGGUUAUUGCUAAUGCUGGUUUGGGAUUUUUUUUGGAGUGUUACAGGGGAGUACUGCGACCAUGGUUGUAGAUGUGAACUGAAAAUCAAACCCUUCUUUCUGACCCUAUUUUUUUUUUUUAUGUUAAUUAAUUGCUGAAGACCCCCUCAUUACAGUAAAAAACAUCAUUUACAACCCUUGUAUUGGUUUCUUGUCUUUCCCUUCCUUUUCCCAACUUUUCCUUCAAACCAAAGAUUAAACUUUUAACGGGUUUCAUGUCUUGUAGUUGUAGGAAGGAUCUUUACCUAUUGGACUCAUACCGUAUGGAGCGUUAUGGUAUGGGGGAUGGGCGACCUUGUGUAUAGGGUGUAAACGUAUUCAAUUCAAAUCGAAUAAAUCAUAAUUCAAUAUCUGAAUGAUACGCCGGAUGCGCAGGUUGGGGUGUAUUGGGUGAAUUGAUACUUUUUUCUUAUUUUUGUUGAAACUGGUUAGGGGGGCUGGUUUAAGUUUCCUCCACCCCCUGAACCGGUCAGACCCCGAUACACCCACUAUAGGGGUGUAUCUGAGGGGUUCCAGAGUGAUACUUAUCGGCCAAUAUGGGCUGAUAUGUGUUGAUACUUUGAACCUCUGAAUAUCUGAGUGAUAUGAAAAUGUAAUAUCUGAUGAAAUUGAAUUUGUUUUGUGUAAAUAUUAUCAAUAUCUGAAUUCGAUUAUUAUGAAUCCCAAAUUUGAAAUCUUAUUUUUGAAUGCCAUUGAGAACCCAAGUUUUGUAGCCCCUCUAUAAAAAACUAACUCUCCCUUCACGGUUUCGUUAAUCUUAUGACUGAGGAAUUCUGAAGUCCACAUGUUCGAAUAGGCUAUGUGACGGCAAUAUUGGAAUGAACUUCUGAUGCCACAAUGUCAUUUUUUCUUGAUUUAAGAUGACCGAAGCAGUGGGUUGGUACUUGGUAGCCUUGUAUACUCAAUCCCGUUGAUUAAAUAUUACAUUAAAAAAGGGUAAAAGACUUGCCUUUAAGACCUCCCUUCCGUGAGGUAAAGAAUUGGUUUCAUGCAAGUUCGUGUGCCGUUAAACUUUAUUGAUUUUUUUUUUUCGAAAACCCAAUGUUACCCCUCUAAGGCUUACUAAUGGUUUGUGUUUGUAAUGCUAUCUGAAACAGGGCAAAGAAGGGGAGAAAGAAGAACGAAGAAGGAAAGAAAAGAGUGGAGAGGAAUGAAAGGAAGAGAGAAAGAGGUGGAGGACAGGGUCACUCUGGUCUUAAUCGGGAGAUUGAAGAAAGUAGGUCAACAAUUGUGCGCCCUGCUAUGGUAAUAACAACUUUUGUUGGUCAAAACUACAAAAGAACAGGUUCUGAUUAAGAGGGGUAGUGAUUCAAUCAAUGUUCUGUAUGCAUGUCCAUUUGUCAGUAGAAGUUUUAUUUUAUUUUUAUCCUGAUUUGAGUGUCAUGGAGUGUAUGGGUACUUUUUACAUUUUGAAUGAGCAUCCUUUUUUGGAUAA